This is a messenger RNA of Struthio camelus australis, 1911 nucleotides long. NCBI's taxonomy places the organism in Eukaryota, Metazoa, Chordata, Aves, Struthioniformes, Struthionidae. The record is from RefSeq and is a predicted model, not a curated record.
GUGACAGGAGACCGCUGCAUACCGGCAAGGGGGAACCCACCGUUUCUCACCAGGCGAGAAACGGCCUGAGGGAACGGAUGAAAUUCAAUAGGAAUAAGUGUGACGAGGUGGGCUUGGCAGGAGUACCCCGAGAGCUGAACGUGAGCAGCGCCUGCCGCAGGGGAGUCACCAGGCGUCUUCUUGGAAGCUGCGAGUAGCAGGGUGCCCUGCAAGACACAGGAAGAGCUUCUGCUUGGGGUUGCUAUCCUGGCAGUUGGGGAGGUCUCGGCAGGAUCACAACGCCCGAUUUUGGAUGCGGCGCUUCAGGAAUGAUGCCGGAGUCCUAGGAGGAACGAUGGAACCAUCAAAGCUCCAGCAAACUUGGCUUAUGAAGAAAGACAACGUUUGAGUCGUUCUACUUAGAAAAAAGAAGACUAAUGGAAUGUAAUGCUUACUUUCAUCUUUGAGACUCGUUGUUUCCUCCAUGUCUCUGAGGAGCAAGAUAAGAAAUUAUAGGCUUAAACUGCAGCAGGGAACGUUAUGGUUAGGUAUGAGGAUAAAAAUUUCUACCAAUAGGAUGACUCGACUGCGUUGGAAAGAUACAGAAUUUCUAUUGUUGCAGGCCUUUAAGAACAGAUUAGAUUGUCAUUACUUCCGUUUAUCAUGCAGAGAAUGAAACGCCACCGUGCUUCUUCCAGUAAGAUGGGGGAGACCUCUGUUGGGCGAAUGGUAAAACGAUCCCGUAAAUCAGUACAUGAACAAGGGCCUUCCAGCAAAAAACAGAGAACAGAUGGAGGAGGAAGAAAACAAGGUCAAAAAGGAGAGCAGAUCACUCAGACAAUCAAAUGGAAAGCUAAGGAACACGGGGACUAUUCUCCUGCAGAAAAUUGUUCUUCAAAAAAAAUGAAGCUAACCAGUGCUGAAAUAGCAUCUUGGCAGACUCUCUCAGAGAGCAGCAGGCAGUUUCUGGAAACUGUGAUGGAUUCAGUAAUACUAUCUGUUUUGUGCCAACAAAGGGAGAGGAAAGAUGCUGUUCAGAAACACCUCAAUCUACUGAAAGAAAGGAUGCUGAGAUUUUUCAAGACCUUAAAGGUACCUCCGGGAAAGCUGGGCAACCUGAAGAGUUUCCUGAGCCUUCAAGUGGCAGAAAAGCAAAUGCUUGAGACAAAUGAAGAGUCUUUGGUACAAUUGCAGGAAGAAAUAAAUGAAGCUGAAAGAUCAGCAGAACACAUAGAUGAAACUAUACAGCAACUACAGUACAAAAUCCAGGUGCUCAGGAGCCAGUUGGAGGAAGAUGAAAAAAAGGCUAAGGAGAUAUUCCAGGAAGACUGCAGAGGAGCACUCCACCUUCCAGAACUCCCCAAGCACAGUUUAGAGACACCCACUCUGCAGGAAGAAAUUUUGAAGAUAAAAAAUAAGAAGGGUCUUCUGAAGGAUAUGAACACUAUUCAGCAGUCAGCUGAAAUGAAGAACAUGUUAACCCUCAUUGAAAAGAUCUAUGAGAAGGUGGACAACCUUUGAGAAAUCAAAAUAUGCAGAGUCUGCUUUGAAGCAAGAUAACCUAUGCCAGUAUUCUAUGCUAAUGCAGAACAGCAGAUGUCGAUCAUGGAAACAGUACUCUGGGUUCCUAAACGUUCUAUUCUUGAGACUACUGAAUUUCUGUUAAAACAUUGCUUAUGAAUAUUGACAUAAAAAUUCAUAGAUGCUUUUUGGGACUUUAGUGAUUUAAGUACUCAUUCAAGAAUUUUUUUUGACCAGCGAGGACCUCAUCUAAUGAGGAUAAUAUAUUUUCUUAGAAGAAGAGAGGGAAAUGCGUUUUGGGUUUAUCUGUACGUUUUUUUGUAUGGACUUGGGCAAUGUAUUCUGUUAUAUAUGGACUUUUAUAUCAAAUCUGUAAAUUAGUAAAUAAAGUGCCUCUUAUAAAACUAACAU